Molecule: messenger RNA, 229 nt
Organism: Pocillopora damicornis (cauliflower coral)
Lineage: Eukaryota; Metazoa; Cnidaria; Anthozoa; Scleractinia; Pocilloporidae
Biological process (GO): establishment or maintenance of epithelial cell apical/basal polarity; heterophilic cell-cell adhesion
Cellular component (GO): plasma membrane; protein-containing complex
Molecular function (GO): calcium ion binding
Source: RefSeq, a predicted model, not a curated record
GGUAAACCUCUCAGCCGAGGUACAGCUGAAGGAAUAGCUUAUGCCAAAUUUGAGGCCCACAAGUUUUCCUACCUCAACGUCACUGCUAUUGGCUCGGAUUAUGUUGGAAAGGGCAGCGAGUGUGGAUUUGCUUGUUGUCAGAACAAUGGGAAAUGUAUGGCACUGUACGAGAAGAACAGUUACGUGUGCGUUUGCGUGAAAGGAUACACAGGGGAACAUUGUGAAACGG